This is a messenger RNA of Triticum dicoccoides, 2010 nucleotides long. RefSeq lists its product as uncharacterized. The record is from RefSeq and is a predicted model, not a curated record. The transcript has 4 exons. Lineage: Eukaryota; Viridiplantae; Streptophyta; Magnoliopsida; Poales; Poaceae. The coding region runs from base 225 to 629 and encodes 134 amino acids.
UGACAGCGGAGGGGCGAUCUCGCAGCCACGGACCUCACAAGGAAUUCCCCUUAUCAGAUCUGGCGGAGGGAGACCCUAUGUCGAACCCUCCCUACCUCUCGUUCCUCCAUCCCCGUCGAGCGCCGCCGCCCUCUCCCCGAUCCAGAUCCGCGCCCCAUCUUCUGCCUACCUCUUGCUGAAGUCGUGGUGUUGUGGUCAGGGCCCGAUCUCUCUGGCGGAUCUGGAUGGAGGGCGGGGGCGAGCUCGUCGUCUCCCUCGCGCUCGACGCCAGCAGGGACGCGGGCUUCGACGCGGCCGCCUACAUGGGCACGCUCCGGGCGCGGCGCUUCCGGAGGUGGAUGCGUUGGUCGCCGCAGAUGGCAUCCACGCACGACCUCGUGACACAGAACUUCGCCAAACUUCCGAUGGGCGUCGUACGUGUGCGCCACAAACAUGCAGUUCAAAGGCAGAGUUCAGUUAACUCAAGCUAUUACAAUUCACUCUGUCGCGGCGUCUCUAGGGGCAGCGGAAGAACCGUGGGUGUGAUCCGUGAGCACAGACGCGCAGAUCUGUGGGGAAGCAACAUGCAGACAUGGAUGGAAGAUGGGAGACCUAGCUCUAGCUGCCUGAGCUGUCCACCGGAAAGAUGAACCCACAAGCGCCAUGGUGGACAAAGAGGGGACCAGCAACUCCGACGACAGGAGGUAGAGGGUUAUUUGCUCGAAGAAGUACAAGAAGAGAGCAAGAGGCCGGCCUCCAAGAUCAAUACUGAAAUAGAUGAAGAAUGCUUGCCCAACUGCAGCCAUGACAUGUGCAUCAAGUGGUACAGUCAAUGGUCAGUAAGAAUACAACGCAUGAUCCCAGUUAUUAUUUUUCCUACCAUGUUCAUUCAACUAGAGCAAACAUGUUUGGUGUUGGGUUUAAUGCGAGCUUCGGAGAUAUCACUGAACAGUUCAUUCUGGUGUUAUUAAGUGCUUCAGCAGACACAAAUGUAGCAUAUUUUUACUGAUAGCAAUGCACUAUGAGUAAUUAAGCUGGUGUGACCAUCAUUUAUUGAAAAUAUGCUGCAACCUAUGCAUCUGCUUACCAGUAUUGUCCUUGGCAACUUCAACCAAACUUUUAUUUUAGUUGAUUCCACUUUCUAUGGUUUUAGAAAUUCAUUGUUUUUGUAUGCUUAAUUGAGCAGAGCUCGUUCAUAGUGAUCUUCUGCCAAUGACACAAAUGUAGGAAUGAGAUACACAUGCAAUGUAAGAAACAGAGAAAGGAAGCUGAAAGUUGAAAGCAUUAUAUGUUUUUGUGACUAUACACAUUAGUAUUGCCUUAAAAAUUGAAUAAGGAAUAUUUUUAUUUGGUAUGUACCACAAAAUGUGUUCAUCCAGUAGGUGAUGGUUUGGUCAUUCUUCUCCAAGGUGCGGAUAUAUUUGGACUUUUUGCAACUAUGCUUGUGCCUGGUUUUACUGAUUACGAGACAUCUCCAGAUGAUUGGUUAUCUGGCCAUAUUUUCCAACUGUAUAAGCUUUGUGAAAUCUUGAGAUCUUCCUCGUUUUAGCUAAUUCAGUGCUCUGUAUAACAGUGAUUUUGCAGAGAUAUUGGAUGUUAACUUAUUCAUAUCCUCAUCCUAAAGAUCAUAUGACAAGUACUUGAUAUAAUUUUGCUUUCAAAAAUGAAAACACCUAGGUGAUUAUCCUGGCUAUCAUAUCUGUACAAGCAAGAUUAUCAUAAUAACUAAGCAAUUUUUUCUUCAUGUUAUUAUACAAUGCCUAAUUUGAUUCAACAAGGAUAAUGAUACUGCAAGGCUUGAAAAUUUUAGACUAUGAUCACUUUGUAUGCCAAGCUGGAAACUUGAGGUGCCUUAAAGCACCUACAGCUGGAGUGGCAAAUCCGGGUGACUCAAACGCCCUGCGGAUGUGUCUGCGAGCACUGUCCGGCCAGUCCUCAAAAAUCGCCGUCCACAUCCGCAUUUCUCAUAUCCAAUCCACAUAUGUGUAUCUCAUAUCCACUGACCUGUCAUAUCUCAGGUCUUAUAUAUGC